AUGGGCAUCGAGGUGGUAUUCCUGUGUGUAGUACCAGACCUCGGCCGAGGACACGGAAUACCUGCACUACAACGCCACUCGCCGCGACGAGACAGUCCCGCAGCGUUCAUACCCGAGGGCGGCAAUCCUGAUGAUCACCUCAUCCCUGCGGAUGCCGAGAUUGCUAACCUGACGCCUCCGAAGUCGCUCGAAGAUCGUGUCGGCCGCCUCCACCUUGUAACCGCAGCUAUGUUGGUCUUUGAGCAGUACAAGGUGAUGCUUGCACUGGCGGAUUUUCCUGAUCUGUGGAGGGAAUAUCGGAUAAAGAAGGCACAGAGGCGCGUAUUUACCAUCAAGUUGCCCUGCCACUCUGUGUUCACACUGAUAUUCCACAGCAUGCGCGUGUACGUACAUACGGAGUUUGCCCGCCUCCUUCCCCAGAGCAUGGCACGUCUUGCCGGUCAGAGGAGGCCUCAUGCACCCCCUGCUACUCCCGGCUCUCCCCGCCCUAUAUCUAGGGAGGAUAUCAACUGCUAUCUGAACAACCCCAGCUCCCUGGUCGGUAGGCGAUUCGUGCAGAGCUCCCAAGGUGAUGCCGAAGAUGAAGAGGAAUUCGGCACGUGGUAUGUGGCAUCGUAUACGGUGCGGGUGGCUGAGCAUGGCACGGGUAUCCAGAACGAGUACUACGACGCGCUCGGUGGAGCUCCGAUUAAAGAGCUUCGUCGCCUGUUGGAGCACUCUGUGGUUGCAGUGUAG
Messenger RNA from Gloeophyllum trabeum ATCC 11539, 735 nucleotides. RefSeq lists its product as uncharacterized. Bases 1 to 735 code for a protein of 244 amino acids. The record is from RefSeq and is a predicted model, not a curated record. NCBI's taxonomy places the organism in Eukaryota, Fungi, Basidiomycota, Agaricomycetes, Gloeophyllales, Gloeophyllaceae. The transcript is spliced from 3 exons.